Molecule: messenger RNA, 1467 nt
Organism: Cyclopterus lumpus (lumpfish)
Lineage: Eukaryota; Metazoa; Chordata; Actinopteri; Perciformes; Cyclopteridae
Gene: uncx
Product: UNC homeobox
Exons: 3
Coding region: 1-1467 (488 amino acids)
Biological process (GO): regulation of DNA-templated transcription
Molecular function (GO): DNA-binding transcription factor activity, RNA polymerase II-specific; sequence-specific double-stranded DNA binding
Source: RefSeq, a predicted model, not a curated record
AUGAUGGACAGCAGGAUACUGGAUCCACCUCACGCCCAGUUCGGGGGCUCACUCGGCGGGAUGGUGGGCUUCCCGUACCAUCUGAGCCACCAUCACGUUUACGAAUUAGCCGGGCAUCAACUUCAAUCCGCGUCCGCGGUUCCCUUCUCAAUAGACGGAUUACUUAAUGGUUCCUGCACGGCUUCGGUGGGCAGUUCCAACCCGCUCUUGUCUUCGGGCUGCGGUAUGAAUGGAGAUAAUCAGUACAAACUGACAGACUCGGGGGACCCAGACAAAGAUAGUCCUGGUUGCAAGAGACGGAGGACUCGCACAAAUUUCACUGGUUGGCAGCUGGAGGAAUUAGAAAAGGCUUUUAAUGAGAGCCACUAUCCCGACGUGUUCAUGAGGGAGGCCCUGGCUCUUCGAUUGGACUUGAUAGAAUCAAGGGUUCAGGUCUGGUUUCAGAACCGCAGAGCCAAGUGGAGGAAAAAGGAGAACACAAAGAAAGGUCCAGGUCGACCGGCUCACAACGCCCACCCCACCACCUGCAGCGGGGAGCCCAUGGACCCGGACGAGAUCGCCCGGAGAGAGCUGGACCGGAUGGAGAAGAAGAAACGCAAGCAGGAGCGACGGCUGCUCAAGUCCCAGAACAGGCUCGCUGCUGGGGAUUUAUUUCACACCCCGGGAUCGGACAGCGACAGCGGGUUGUCGCACGUGACCGACAGUGACCACACGGGCCCACCUUUUGACUCUGUCGGGGGGAACCACACGCAAUCGAGCUGCGACCAAACACCUCACCCUCUCCAGACCCAAAACCACAACCAAAGACACUUGGACCGGGACGCUGGCGGAUCCGAGCUGGACUCGCCCGACGCCAGCCACCGGUCCAGCCUGUGCUCCAACAGCAGCGCCUCCAGCGUGCAGAAGCUCAACCCUUUUAGCGUCGAGAGCCUCCUUUCGGACUCCAGACCGAGACGCAACCCCGCGGCCUUACACUCCUCCCGGCCUUUGAUAGGGAAAGGACACUUCCUGCUCUACCCCAUCACGCAGCCGCUUGGAUUCAUUGUUCCUCAGACUGCUCUGAAGACCACAGCAGCGGCAGCAGCGGCAGCGGCAGCGGCAGCGGCUCUCUCUGACAUCGACACCCCGGCGGAGAGAAACCAGUCCAGUGUCCGCUGCAGCGGCUCUGCGGGAUGUAGGAGCAGCUCGCCAGACUCCGCAGACCCCUCACGAAAGGGCCCGGUGGGAUCCGAGGGGAAGACCCGUUCACCGCACAGCAGCCCGCCCAGGGCCGCCUUUUCCACCGGCAGAAGCUCUCAGACCUCGGUCAUUUGCAGCGAACACAGUCCGACACUCAUUAAGCCCGUCGAUGCGGAGCGAAAAGAGCAUUUAGAGAUCAAGGACCACCCGGACAAGCCCGAGUGUGUCCUCAGUGACAGUCCAGCGGAAACAAAGACAGACUCUAAAGAAGAUGUCGACAUGGAAUAA